UCCCACUGAUGUCUACGAAUCGAGUGAUUUGAGAGCACAAUUUAGGGUUUGCUGCGCACUGGAUCGAGUUCAUGGGCUUCCGUUCCGUUCAGGCCUCGCCUCUCCCUCUGAUCACCGCCUUUCCUCCUAGUCUCCCUCGUUAUGACGCGCCAUAGCCAACGGUUCAAAACUGAUUGUUUCCGCCCACAAGCCCUAAGGGCGGAACAACGGGAGAGGACUUAGCGCCGUCUGUUCUGAUAUUUAUUUUUCCGUCAGGAGGCAACAUCCUUGCCCCCUGUCGAGCCGGUCUGAUGGACACCUCCGUUCCCCCCGACUCCUCCGCGCCUCCGCCCGUCGCGCGGCUACCAGCAGCCCGCCGCUACCUCCGCCGCAUGCGCCCCGCCGACAAGCAGCGCCAGCAGCAGCAACCAAUAGCCGCUGCAGGCGCUAGCUCUUCCCCUUUCGCCGCCGUCGCCGCCUCGCUGUCGCAAUCAUCACCCACUCCCAGCCGCUUUAAUCCCUUCGCCAGCGUGACCGCGUCUCGCAAAGUCGCCCCUGUUAUCACCCUCGAAAGUAUCAGCUUCGGUGACAGCACAACAGCAGCGAACCCUUUCUCGCUCCCGCACGCCUCUGUCUUUCCAUCUGUGGGCCGCCCAGCGUCAUUCCAUGCUGCCGCGCCGAUUUUUACCGCAGGAACAGGUUCGUCGCGAGGAGACGUCGCACGCCCUGCGACACCUCUGACUCCCUUGACGACCUUCCUGGCGAAUUCUUCGGCGGCUGCGGCUGCGAAUCCUGCUCGCGACAGCUGCGACGUCGCGGAAACCAGAGAGUUGUCGGUUCCAGUCGCUACAGGGAGGUCGGGGGAAGCGGAGGACGGAAACGAGAAAAUCGAGAGAAGCCGUGAAGAGGGCGUUGCGGGCACGUUAGGGAGAGGAAGCAGCAGGUGCAGACUUGGCGAAGGCGAGGACUGCGAAAUAUUCGAUCAAGACGAAAAUGGCGAAAGACCUGGCGAAAGACCUGCCGGGGAAGGUAGAAACGUUGACGCCGUUAACUGGGAGGGUACAUUCGAUGAAGGUAGAAGCGGAGAAGGCAGAUUCGGUGAAGGUGUGUACCGCGAAGCAAGAAUCGGCGAGUGUGGGACACGACUAGGCGAGGAGGGUAGGGACGGGAGGCAUGCGGGGGAGGAGGAGAGACAAGAAGGCGACGGGGACGAGGGGGGAGGGCACGGGCGGCGAGAGCUGGAGAAAGGCGAGGACGAACACGCAGAGGAGGACGCGAUAGAGGAUAUCUCGCUACAAGGGAACUCGGUAGAGGACGAAGAGGAGGAAAGCGCGGGGAGCGAGGGGUGCGAGGGGAGUGAGGGGAGCGAGGGGUGCGAGGGGAGUGAGGGGAGCGAGGAGAGCGAAGGGGGAGACGAGGGGGAGGAGGACGACACUGCGAGCGACGCGUCGUCCGAUCCCCCGAGAGCCCCCUCCCCGUCGCCCCCCCCGAACCUCAACCCCCUCGCGCUGCUCGCGCUCUCCCACGCGCCCUUCCCCUCCGCGUCGUCCAUCACCAGCACCACCGCCACCACCUUUUCCGGCGGCACCAGCCCCACGCUCUCCUCCGCCGCCGCCGCUUCCUCCCGCUCCGCCGUCUCCCCGCCCACCUCCCCCUCCGCGCCCUCCCCUUUCUCCGCCUUCUCCAUCGCCCCGCCCCACGCCUCCCACCCGAUUCCCCACCCCCGCCCGCCGUCGUCCGCCGUUGUUAACAUGGCUUCGCUAACGGCUUCGCAGAAGUUCGCCAAGUUGCUUCAGCAGCUCGCGAAGCAGUCCGCGGAACUGUCGGAGCUGCGCGGGGAGCUGGCGGACGCAAAGGCGGAAGUGGCGGAAAUGCAGGCGGUAGUGGCGCAGGCGGGGCUGGAUUUCGUGCGCGAGCGCAUGGAAAAGGAGCGCUUGGGGCAGGCUUGCGCAAAGCUCAACAACGCGCUGCUCACCUCCCGCCGCGAGACCUCCGACGAGCGCGAGCGGCGCGAGCUGGCGGAGCGGCUGGCGGUCGCGGCGGAACUCGCGCGGCGGCAGCUGCUGGAGGAGAUCACGCUGGAGCGCGCGCAAUUGGCGCGCGCGGACAACUGGCGCGAGCACAACCUGCAUUUAAAGCUCGUGGAGGCGCAGAUGGUGGUUUCCGAGAAGGUGGGCAUUCUCGAAGUGGUGCACGCGGAGCUGGAGAAGAAGUUCCGCCAGGUGGGCGCGGGGAGGCUGUGGCGCGGGGAGGAGGAGCGCCCGUUCGGAUGGUUUCUGAAGUUUCUCGGGCAGCCCGAAGGCAAGGCGUGGGUUGUUGAGGGGCUGGGGGGGGGAGGAGGGGGGGAGGGCGGGAUGGGGGAUAGGGGGAAGGGGAAAGUAGAGGACGGGGGUGGUAGCGCGGGUACUGGCGGGGAUGGUGCUCUAAGGGAUACUGGUUCUUCUAGCGGAGCUGCUUCAAACGCGGCUGGUGCUCAGGAUGCGGAGCACAGGGGUGAUAGUGAUAGCGCUAGAGGCAGUACCGAGAGUGACUGUGACGAGGACGACAAUGACAGGAUUGGCAGUAGCUCUGACUCGCUCUCCGAGGCUGUCCCGCUGGUCGGGGGCGGCGGAGACGAGCUUCGGAUUCCAAAGCUGCGGGACAGGUCCGGGAAUGCGGGUGGCAGCAGCAGCAGUGCGCGGAUUCCAGGGCGGGGGGGAGGCAGCAGGUGCAGGUGGCGGGGCGAUCGGCUAUUGGACGCGGAAGAGCCCACGUGGCAGGGAGGAUAUCACGGCUGUAGCGCGUGCGGGCAUGGCAGGGCGUCGGCUGUAGCAGCAGCUGCAGCAGGGAUGUGCAGCUUUUGUAGCAGCUGUGGCGGAAGAGGCACUAGGAGUAGGGCUAGUGGGGUGGGCGGGAAUGGAGGCAACGGUGUUGAGUCACUGAGUUUAGAUGGGUGGCUGGGUUUGUCCGCACUUGAACAGUGGUGUGCUACAGCAGCAGCAGUCACUGUGGCAUCAGUGAACAGUGUUUGUGGCGGGGAACAGGCAGCAGCAGGCGGAGCAGCAGGGAGACGUGAGGGUAUCGCCCUCUCAGGCAUGCGGUUACCCUUUUCGUCGUGCUUUGACUCGCAAUACACGCUGUCAGCCACGCACGACAAUAUAGAUGACGACGCUGACGAGGCUGGAGCAGGCGCCAGGAACGGCAGAGCAGCCGAACCAAGGCAGUGUGGCUGCUUGCACCGGAGCAGGCUCGGGCCGAGCCAAAGCGGCAGCAAUAGAGGCUGUUCUGUGGAGAUGGGGGAGUGUGGGGUUGAGGAGAGUGGGGAGCGGCGGGGCAAGGGGAAGGCACCGGCAGCUCUGCUGCCACCCCGGCCUCAGAGGGUAGCCAGAGGAGAGGGGGGUACGGGGGGGGAGAGGGGUUGCGGAGGAGGGGAGUACUGCCGCUGCUGUGGGCGCUGCUGUCGGUGCCCCAGUGGCAAUAGAAUGAGGUAGUAGAGCAGCUGGGCCGCGAGUAGCCUUCGUUGCUAUGAGGAUGCAAGGUACAGGGUUUGGGGUUUGGGCUUGCGGAUGUUGUCGAGUGAUGUUGAAUGUGGUGAAGCACGGGGAAAGUCUUCUGCCCGUGUCACGGAAGGGGUUGGUUGGAGGAGGAAGGGGUGCUGGGGGAGUGGAAGGGGGGGUGGGGAGAGGAAGAGUCGGAAGUGGGGAAGGAUAGACGGGCCGGGAGUGAGGGGAAGGGCAGGGGAGGGGGAAGGGGGCACCAACCAGCUUGUCGCAAAAUCUAUUCAUGUACACAUGGACAAGCAAGGCACCUUUCCAAAUUUGAGGGGUUUUGGCGUGUAUGUUUUAGACACAUGUGUUGUGCAUUGAAGUAAACCACACGCUUAGGGUGGUGGUCUAUGUUAUGAAUUAUAACUCAGCGCACAAUACUAAAAGGAAAAGUGAUUACAGAAUGACGAUAGAAAUGAGGCAUAGGGCUUAUAUAAUGCGAGCUGACUAUGUUGAAUGUCGAGGGGGAAUGGACAUGCCGCCGAGAGGGCGGGGGCCGCUGCACCAGCCUCUGACGUUCAAGCCGCCGCUGCCGCCGCUGUUGCCGCGGGCCGGGCGCCGCCGCACGCCGCCGCCGCCGCCGCUGUCGUCACUGUCGCUGCUGCCGCCAUAGCCAUCCCGCGGGCCGUGGGAUCUGCCCACUUCCGGAGUCGUUUCGGUUCCUGCUGGG
Molecule: messenger RNA, 4173 nt
Organism: Closterium sp. NIES-67
Lineage: Eukaryota; Viridiplantae; Streptophyta; Zygnematophyceae; Desmidiales; Closteriaceae
Source: the annotation of a GenBank genome assembly